GAAUUAAUCUAAUAGUCAGUUUGUGCGCGAAAGUGAUGUCGAAUAGUUUAGUUUAGUGUUAAGCGAGCGUUCGCAUAGCGCUGAAUAUUAAAUAAAUUGAGAAAAUCAAAAUAAAAAAAUCUUGAAACAAGAAACUUUAUUGUGGUUAAUAAUAAAGUCGAUUGAGGACAUAAUAUUAGCAAUAAUAAAAAAAAAUCAAUCAGCUAAACAAGAUUAUUUGGAGUGUAUAUCUAAUCUAAAGUGGUUGUUUAAAAUUACGCGCAGAGACACAGGCACAGACACAGGCGCAAACACAAAUACACCCACUCAUUCUUCCUCACAGAAUUGCGAUCAGAUUUCAAUAAUGAGUAUAUUGCUGGAGUUAAAUUUUAAACAGAAAAAUGCCACACGACUUUUUACGGCAAUUGGCGGAUUCUCCGCCUAUUUGUUGAUCAAAGAUAGUACGAAAUUAAGUAUGGCCCUAGGAGCGAUUAUGGCAUUAAUGUUACGAAAUCCUACUAUAGUUUACGUCCUCUUCAUCACUAUACCACGCGAUAUAAUAGCUGCAUAUCGUUUCUUGAAAUUGAAUAUUUUUCUUUACUAUAUGGAAUACAAAAAGUGGUCUAUGGCGCGGAUAUUUCAAGAAAAAUACCGAAGCAUGCCGAAUAAAUGCUGUUUCGUAAUGGACGAGCGUAAACUUACCUUUCAGGAGGUAGAAGAGUUUAGCAAUAAGGUGGGCACGUAUUUUUUGGACAAAGGAUUUCGUCGCGGUGAUUGCGUGGCCUUAUUUAUGGAAACGCGUCCAGAAUAUGUGGGCUUAUGGUUGGGUCUAUCGAAAAUUGGCAUUAUAACGGCCUUAAUUAAUUCAAAUCAACGACGAGAAACCCUAAGACAUUCAAUUGAAGCAGCUAAAGCGAAAGCUAUUAUAGUGGGGACAGAGCUAGCGCCGAUCUUGAAGGAUGUUUGGCAAAAUGAGGAUUUAAAAUGGUUAUCGAUCUUUCAAUUUAGCGAUGAAGAGCAAAGAGAUAAUGAUAAUUUUGAUUUAAUAAAGGAAGCCGUUGAUUUAACCGCUGAUUUGAAACAACAGAUACCUCAAAAUUUACAAGUUUAUAUAGAACAAUGUAAACCGAAGGAUACACUAUUAUACGUCUAUACCUCAGGCACUACUGGUUUACCUAAGGCAGCUGUCAUUACUAACUUAAGAUAUCUGUUUAUAGCGGCAGCAACUCAUUACAUGGUGGCCGUUAGGCCAAAUGAUAUUGUUUACAAUGCUUUGCCUUUAUAUCAUACCGCUGGCGGUAUAAUAGGAGUGGGUAACGCUUUGAUUUUUGGCUGUACCGUAGCAUUACGUAAAAAAUUCUCAGCUUCUAACUUUUGGAAAGAUUGUAUAAAAUACAAAGCCACUGUAGCUCAAUAUAUAGGCGAAUUGUGCCGGUAUUUAUUGACCACGCCUAGGAAACCUGAAGAUACUUUGCAUAACCUAAGGUUAAUGUACGGCAACGGUUUGAGGCCACAAAUUUGGUCACAGUUUACAACGCGUUUUAACAUACCCAACAUAGGAGAAUUGUACGGUUCCACCGAGGGCAAUUCCAAUUUAGCCAAUGUUGCCAAUCAAGUGGGCGCUGUUGGUUUUAUACCCAUUAUAGCUCGCACUUUGUAUCCGGUACAGGUAAUACGUGUAGAUGAAGAAUCAGGCGAACCCAUACGUAAUCAUAAUGGCCUUUGCGAACGUUGUGCAGCCGGUGAAACCGGAUUGCUGGUGGGUAAGGUCGAUCCACGGCGAGCUGUUACAUCUUUUCACGGUUACUCCGAUCAAAAGGCUUCGGAAAAGAAAUUGUUACGCAAUGUUUUUAAAAAGGGCGACGUCUAUUUUAAUUCAGGCGACUUGAUCGUGGUAGACAUUUUGGGGUAUUUCUAUUUCAAAGAUCGGACAGGCGAUACAUUUCGUUGGCGUGGUGAAAAUGUGUCUACACAAGAAGUCGAAGCAAUUAUAACCAAUGUUAUAGGCCUACAAGAUUGUGUUGUAUAUGGAGUGGAGAUUCCUCAUGUCGAAGGCAAAGCUGGAAUGGCCGCAAUUGAGGAUCCUGAACAUAAAGUAGACUUAAAUCAUUUAUCUGUAGGUAUACGUGGUAGUUUGCCGUCUUACGCUCAACCUUUGUUCAUACGAUUGAUGGCAGAAAUUCCUCGCACAGGCACUUUUAAAAUGAAGAAACGUGAAUUAAUGCUACAAAGUUUUAAUAUACAUAAAAUCUCUGAUCCUUUAUAUUAUCUGAACAAAGAUGGUGUCUACAGACCCUUAAGCGAGGAACAAUACCUACAACUGUUGGAUGGUAAAGCGGGUCUCUAAUGUUUACAUUUACGUUGAUAGAUGCAUUUGUUAUUUUUAAGUGAAACUCCAUUGUUUUUAGGCUAUAAAGCAUUCUCUUACAUCCAAUGCAUAAUUUUUAUCUAUUUAUUGUUUACGUUUUUCAUCUUUUAUUUUUUAUUUUUUUUAAUUUUUUCAUAAUUGCCAUAGCUUUCAUUUCUUGGUAACAGUAGUAGCUAAUAAUAGUAUAUAGUUAGCUUGUUUGAUAAUCAUUGAUGAAAUCUAAUGAUAACAUACAGUAUGUAUUUAAUAGCGGGAAUAGUUUAAAACAAAAUGAUGUAAAAAUAAAACAGAAGAGAUUUAAAUUUGAAAAGGGAAGUGCAUUACCCAAAACUUUACCUGAAAAUUAAACGCAGAAAGAGCAAUAAUUUAAAAGUUGUUCAUUUCCUUCAAAAGGCAAGCAAAUUUCAAAAUGACGCCAACAUUGCUAAAAUUUAUCUUAAGUAAUGUUAAUACCAUCGGAUUUUAAAUUCAUCCAUCAAUACGUACAAUAACGACAUUCAUUCAAAUUUUAUGUACAUUGGUUAUUUGAAUUAAUUUGUUUUAUUUCGAAAAAGGUAAAAUCUGACGUAAAAGUUACAGGUCAAAUUUUAAAGUACGUACCUACAGUAAAGAAAAAAGAUAGCAAGUGAUUUAAAAGUUAACACAGGUGUUUCACAUAUCUCUGCGAAAACGCAGUACAAAACUGGUCAAGAUUAGGUGAUUGAUGAUAAUCCACAAUUGUGCACUAAGCUAUUUGGAAUUUUGAAGAAAAAACUCAUUUGUUAUUUAAUAUCUGAUGGAAAACAAAUUUAUCUUUUACCCCUUGCUAGUUUCUAUACUAAUCGUUAGAGUAUAAAUGAAAGUUUAAUUGACCUGGAACGUGAAGUUGUUUAAGCUUAGUUGAAAAUUAAACAACAAGUUGCUACAAAACAGUCUACAUGCAUCAAACUGUCCAUAAAGGAUGUGUUUGAUUAGCAACUUGG
Molecule: messenger RNA, 3309 nt
Organism: Glossina fuscipes
Lineage: Eukaryota; Metazoa; Arthropoda; Insecta; Diptera; Glossinidae
Gene: Fatp3
Product: long-chain fatty acid transport protein 4
Exons: 8
Coding region: 344-2326 (660 amino acids)
Biological process (GO): triglyceride homeostasis
Cellular component (GO): endoplasmic reticulum
Molecular function (GO): long-chain fatty acid transmembrane transporter activity; long-chain fatty acid-CoA ligase activity
Source: RefSeq, a predicted model, not a curated record